GACCUUUUUAUACAGCAGCUGCUUUGCAGGCAGGCAGAGACAGACGACAGAGUUGCAGCUACACGGAAUACAAACACAGCAUAUGAGUGUUUACUCUGCACGCCUCCAUAGCAGCUAGCAUUUCUCAGAUUUGAUUUAACCGUUUCUUCUCUUAGAAGUUAAUUUUCUUUUAAAGGAAUCUAAUUUUUCCACAGCUUUGUACCGAGAGAGUGUAAGAACAGAGAGGAAAUGCAGACACUUGAAAAACUGUGCUGUUUCCUCUAGGUUAAGCCACGAGGUCUACACCAUAAUCAAGCCAGUGUUUAUUAAAUGUCAAGGUCAUUACUGGUCAUUUUUAUUACUCUUUCCUAAUAUUUGCCUCUGCUGACUAAAGCCUUUUAAAGAAAUAAUUUAGAGGAGUUUGUAGACCUCAAAUUUUACUGCAUAGAAUGCAGAUGAGGCCUUAGGGGGAGGGGGUGGUUCUGCAGUAAAAAUUUCAUAUAUUUAAACUUGUUCUGGUUCAUAGAUACGUGUUUAAACAGUUUUUUUCUGUGUAUUCUGUGAAGGGUGUUUGUUCUUCAGCAGUGUACAAUUUUAGGUUCACUCUACCUUUAGGCAGACACAGGUAUGUCAGUACUGGAGCCUCAGCAUCAAGGUUCAAAGAGGAUGAUGUCAUUCUGUCCUACCAGAGACCUCAGUCUAAGAAAACAGAGACUUCACCAUCCAGCUCUGCUCUGAAGCAGCCAGCUGGUCGCGUCUCCCUGCCUCCGCCCCUCCUCUUUCCAUCUCUCCUUUAAGGGGGGGACCCCCUCCUCUAUCGCACCAGGGCGGCUUUCCUGCUGCCCAGCUGUGCUACCAGUGAGCUUUCUCACAGUUUGUUUUUUUCUCCAGCUUAAUUGCAGUUUUAGAAAGUGAAAUAAUGUCUGGAUAAAACCUGAUGACAUUUGGCAGUUUUAUGAAGUGGGAUACGUGGAAAUGUCUUGUGUGGUUUGCAGGAAGAAUUUAGAUAGUACCACAGUGGCAAUUCAUGAUGAAGAGGUCUACUGCAAAUCCUGCUACGGAAAGAAGUACGGGCCAAAAGGCUACGGGUACGGCCAGGGCGCAGGCACGCUCAACAUGGACCGGGGCGAGAGGCUGGGCAUCAAGCCCGAGAGUGUUCAACCUCACAGGCCGACAACAAAUCCAAACACUUCUAAAUUUGCUCAGAAAUACGGAGGUGCUGAGAAGUGUUCCAGAUGUGGGGAUUCUGUAUACGCUGCCGAGAAGAUCAUUGGAGCUGGAAAGCCCUGGCACAAAAACUGUUUCCGAUGUGCUAAGUGUGGGAAGAGUCUUGAGUCAACAACUCUGACUGAGAAAGAAGGUGAAAUCUAUUGUAAAGGAUGCUACGCGAAGAACUUUGGGCCCAAGGGAUUUGGCUACGGCCAAGGAGCGGGGGCCCUCGUUCAUGCUCAGUAGAGGUGCAAACCCAGAACCGAGCAAGAUCACACACCGAGUCUCUACAGAAUCUAGGCGUAGGUAACCUAACACUCAACCACUGUGAAAUCCUGCAGUACGGAAGUACUGUGUGCCGCCUUGUGCUUGGAUAGGCUGGCUGACUAGUAGGAAGAGAGCACUACAUCUUUUCACUUUAUUCAUCAGUAUUUCAAGAACUAUUUCUUUUACAUUUUAAAUAAAACUUCAGCUUGGUUUGGG
Capra hircus (goat) is the source of this 1671-nucleotide messenger RNA. RefSeq names its product cysteine and glycine rich protein 2 (gene CSRP2). The transcript is spliced from 5 exons. The coding region runs from base 955 to 1434 and encodes 159 amino acids. Gene Ontology annotation, molecular function: structural constituent of muscle; actinin binding. Gene Ontology annotation, biological process: sarcomere organization; muscle tissue development. The record is from RefSeq and is a predicted model, not a curated record. Gene Ontology annotation, cellular component: cytoplasm; Z disc; nucleus. NCBI's taxonomy places the organism in Eukaryota, Metazoa, Chordata, Mammalia, Artiodactyla, Bovidae.